Messenger RNA from Papaver somniferum (opium poppy), 624 nucleotides. RefSeq lists its product as uncharacterized. The record is from RefSeq and is a predicted model, not a curated record. NCBI's taxonomy places the organism in Eukaryota, Viridiplantae, Streptophyta, Magnoliopsida, Ranunculales, Papaveraceae. Bases 1 to 624 code for a protein of 207 amino acids. The transcript has a single exon.
AUGGCAUUAACAAAACAACAACAAGAAAAAAAACAAGGAGAUGCAAGAAUUUAUUUGGUGUCAUGUGUACUAUUUUCUUGUAUAGUAGCUGGUGGUGUCUUUCUUGCGUUGUACAUACAUCUUCCUGAAUCAGAAUCUUCUGCAUGGUAUCCUGCUGCUGGGAUGAUUUUAGUUGGUAUCCCUUGGAUUUUUUGGCUUUUUACCUUAAUUUAUUCUUGUUUAAAGAAACUUGUAUUAGGAUCCAUAAAUUCCGACAAAAACAACAACAACAAUAACAAUAACAAGGUUGCACCAGUAGUUUCAAAUGGUAAUGGGGGAAGAACAAGUGGUGCAUCAACAUCUACGAGAUCAUCGACGAAGUCUAAUCCCGGGGCCGAUAAUGGUGGUGUUGGACAUGUUCGAUUUGGUGGUGCAACCGUAGUUGGUGAUGAAGAGGACGAUAAUAAUGAUGAUGGGGUUGAAUCACUUGAUGAUGACGAUCGGGAUUCAGAUUUAGAUCGCGAAGGUGAUGGUGGAUUAUCGUCACGUAUUGGCCCAACAAGGUCCUCGUCUAGUAAUGGUGAAGGAGCUUCUUUAUUUGUUGGUUCUCAUGAAUCUGAAUUGCCAUUAGCAUUCUCUAUGUGA